CGCACACCUAACUAUGUAGGUAAAGACAGUCAUCGGGAGGCUGAGCCUUUCGCUGUUCGCUAUCCAGACCGUCGCAAGGUCAUAUAUUGCCCAAGUGUGGAAGGCCCAGUUCUCCUCCGUUUCCCACGGACAACCCUCUAUUAUGAAACAGAAUGUCAACAACAAACCGACAGCUGCGGCGCGAGGACUUCACGGUCGGGUGGGUAUGCGCGCUUCCCGUGGAACUGGCCGCAGCGCAGGAGAUGUUAGAUGAGGAACUUCCAACACCCGAGGUCACCGCCUACGACACAAAUAUUUAUUCCUGUGGACAGAUUGGCAAGCACAAUGUGGUCAUUGCCUGUUUACCCGAUGGUCAGACAGGCACAAACUCGGCUGCAGCAGUGGCGGCGCAGAUGAAGUCGACUUUCACAUCCAUUCGCUUCGGCCUGAUGGUAGGCAUUGGUGGAGGGGUACCAAGCGACGACGCAGAUGUCCGGUUAGGGGACAUCGUGGUCAGCAAACCGCACCAAGUGCAUGGAGGAGUAGUGCAAUAUGACUUUGGCAAAUCGACUCCAAAUGGCUUUGAGCGGACCGGUACACUCAAUACUCCACCUACCAUUCUCCUCAACGCGGUGGCCAGUCUGAAGGCUAAGCAUUUGAGAGGGAAAAGCCAGCUGUUGGAAUUCCACGCAAAACUCAAAAAGCUGCCCGAUUACAAUCGCGACUCUGCUGGCCCAGAUGUCCUUUUUGAGGCAAGCUAUGCUCACGAAGGAGGACAGACGUGUGUAAACUGCGGAGAGGCAAAGCAAGUGGAACGGGAACCACGGGAUCAGAUUCGGGUGCACUAUGGGACGAUUGCAUCGGGCAACCAAGUGAUGCGGGACGCUCUUGACCGUGAUAGAGUCAGUGCUGGACUUGGUCACGUGCUUUGCUUUGAGAUGGAAGCAGCAGGCUUGAUGAACAGCUUUCCCUGCUUGGUAAUUCGCGGAAUAUGCGAUUACGCAGAUUCGCACAAGAACAAAAGGUGGCAGCCGUAUGCAGCAGGUACCGCGGCUGCAUACGCAAAAGAGCUGCUUUCAAUUGUUCCGGAGGAUGAAGUGGCAGCAACCACUAAAGCCGCGUUGGUCAUGGCGCAACACGAGUUUCUUCCGCUGCUCUACGAUAAUGCAUGUAUGUAUGAAGACAGCAAAAGCAGAAACUGCAAACGAGUUCCUGGAACCUGCGAAUGGUUUACAAAACAUAGCCUGUUCCAAGGAUGGAAUUCAUCGUCGAAUGAUGAACAGACUGGUUUGCUAUAUGUGACAGCAGAUCCUGGGUGUGGCAAAUCCGUCCUAUCUCGGUACCUUGUCGAUGACGUCCUACCAAGGAAAGGAAGAACAGUCUGCUACUUCUUUUUCAAGGAUGAUGUCGAGUUCCAAAAGGGGAUCACAAGAGCACUCUGCUCUGUUCUCCAUCAACUCUUAAGCGCCAAUCGCCACCUUUUGACCGAGGAUCUGUUGAGACUGUAUCUGGAUCGAGGCAAGAAUUUUUUCGGGUCCUUUCCAAACCUCUGGAGUACGUUCGUUCUUGCAACUGACCGCGUAGACACUGUUUGUGUCUUCGACGCCCUGGACGAAUGCGCCGAGCAGGAUAGGAAGGACCUUACAGACGCCAUUGCUCUGGUCUGUAAUGCGAAGACAGACCGCACCAAUCAAUCUGGUAAGUUGAGAUUCCUUUUGACCAGCCGACCACAUUCCCAUAUUGCGGCUGGGCUUUCAGGCAAAUUGCAGACACAAUUGGCAUCCAUUCACAUACAAGGCGAUCAAGGACCAACAGCGGAGGCGAUUGUUCGAGAAAUUGAUCUUGUCCUCGAGAGUCGAAUCAAGGAGACUGCAGAUUAUUUUUCCAUGGAUACAGAUGAGCGUGCUUUGAUGUCAAAUCAGUUUCGCUCGGUUUCAAACAGGACGUACCUGUGGAUUUCUCUAACAUUCAGCGGCUUGAUGGACAGCAAGCUCGGCAUCUGCAAGGACGAUAUCAUGGCGUUGACAAAGAAGCUUCCGCAGUCAAUACAUGGCGCCUACGAGAAGAUCUUGGGAAGAAGCCCAGAUCCAGAGAAGGCAAGAAGAUUAUUGCUUAUCGUUCUGGGAGCACGACGACCUUUGUCUCUCACGGAGAUUCCUAUAGCUAUCGCAUUCCAAGACAGCGAUACUGGAACCUCAACAGCCGACGCAAUCAUACCUCAGAGUAGAAUCCGAUCACAUAUAAGGGAGCUAUGUGGACUUUUUGUCGUCAUCGUAGAUGAUAAGGUCUACUUGCUGCAUCAAACAGCAAAAGAAUUUCUGCUGCGCAGCAACGCAACUCCACAACAACCACAAAGUGCCGAAAUCACUCAAGCCAAGAAUGAAGCUGAUCACUGGCGGGGGUCUUUUGAUCUGAAGGAGAGUCAUACCGUAUUAGCAGCAACGUGUAUCAUGUAUUUGCACGUUUCCAUCGACACCCCAGGUCUAUCAUUUCUCGACUACGCGGCAAACCACUGGGCAGAUCACUAUCGUCACUCGCCACCUGAUACCCAAGCAGAAUUGAUAGCACAAGCACGAGACUUAUGCGUAGCUGGAGGAAAGUCUAGAUGGAUGGCGGCCGUACAUGGAAACUAUCAUCUUCCGGUUCCCCCGUCGGCUUUGCGUCUGGCUUCAGCCCUGGGACUUACCAAUCUCGUAGGGCCGCUUAUUGAGGAGCUGAAGUUGACAAAGAAGGAUCAAUACGAUGUCACACGGGAAAUGCGGCAAGCACUUUCGUCCGCCGCCAGGAAUGGGCACGGACCUAUCAUUCAGCUGUUUCUCACGUCGAGCAAGAUCAGCGUCGAAUCAAGGUCUCAUGAUGAUAAGUACGAUCGCGCCCCGUUGGCAUAUGCGGCUUCCAAUGGACAUGAAGAUGCAGUCAAGCUGCUGCUGCGAUACAAAGCCGUCGUGGACACCACCGAUAGCAUUGGAAGGACCGCGCUAUCGCUAGCUGCAGAAAAUGGCCACGAGAGCAUGGUUUUACUUCUACUGCAGAACAAGGCUUCUGUAGACGCAACAGGUUUGGUAGGACGCACACCGCUGUAUUAUGCUGCUAUGAACGAGCAUGUCAACAUAGUCAAGAUACUGAUCCAGCAUGGUGCUGACGUCGAGCUGCAGAACGGCGAUGGCAUGUCACUGCUGGCCUCUGCUUCCGCAUCUGGGCAUCUCGGAGCCGUUAAGACUCUGCUCCAACACUGCAAGGUCGCAGUGGACUCGAGAGACAUGCUUGGCCGGACUCCACUGUGGUCCGCUGCCUUCUAUCGCCAUACGGCUGUCAUCAAAGCCUUGCUGCAAAUCGGCAAAGCUCGGGUCGAUACCGUGCCCUACGUCUUGCGUCAGACACCACUCUGGUACGCAGCAGCACAAGGCUAUGCAGACACCGUCCAGGCACUACUUCAGUACGGCACACCCGACGUCAACUGGAGAGACGACUAUUAUCUCCGCCCUCCACUACUCUGCGCUGUCUACAUCCAGAACCUCAACACAGUCCGGCUACUACUCGACACGAACAAAGUCGACAUGAACGCCACAGACAAAAACCACCAAGCCCCGCUCCUCCUCGCCGUCGCCCUCGACAACGAAUCCCUCAUCAAACUCCUCCUCGACAAAGGCGCCAACGCCGACUGCAGAAACAAACUUGGCCGCACCCCGCUCUCCCUCAAAGCCAGCCUCCCCGGCACCGCAAUCAUCGAGCUGCUCCUCACCACGCGCAAAGCCGCCGUCGACGCGCCCGACGACUACGGCCGCACCCCGUUGUCCCACGCCGCGGAGCGAGGCAGAUUCGACACCGUGCGGCUCCUCGUCGAGGUCGGCAGCGCCGAUGUCAACGCGCGCGACGAGUGCUUCUGCCGCACGCCGCUGGUGUACGCGGCGCGCGGCGGCCACGAGGACAUCGUCGCGUUUCUGCUCCAGCACGGGGCGCGCACGCAUGUCGGCGAUGAGUGGAGCCGCACGGCGCUGUCGUACGCGGCUGCGCACGGCUACGAGGGCAUCGUGAAGUUGCUGCUGGUGGCGGGUAGUGCGGAUGCGGUGCUGCGAGACUUCAAGGGGCGGACGCCGCUGGACCAUGCCGUCAAGAAGCGCCAUGCGGCGAUCGUCAGCCUGCUACAACUGUCGUAGCAAUCGGAAUUGUCCCCGUUUGAACGCACGUCUCUGCGCGCCAUCACGCCAAGGCCUCACAUGGGUACAGCAAUGCGUAUUCGAUCGCUAUCAGAACACAGUGCUCCCGCUCCCAGCUUAGGUACUCAAAUGCGAUCCCACCCCGCAACACCCUGUUUCCGCAUCCGCGCAUACCACGCCUGCACAUACGGCAGCCCCGUGUGCGGCCCGUACGGAUCGCGCUCCCACUGCGGGCGCGGCGGCGCGAGACCCGUGUCCUGCUUGCAGGAGGCGAGGAGCUGGGAGAGGGUGCCGCCGCGGUUGUAGCCGACUCUGUCACCCUCCUCGUUGGCUUCUGCACCGCCCACUUCAUCACUGGCAUCUCGUGCUGUGUCGCCGCUGGCGCCGUCCUGGGUGCCGUUGGUGGUCCCAGCGGCACGUUCGCGCGCCAUGGAGGCGCGCAGCGCCGCGGUGCCGUGCUCGUCGAC
This is a messenger RNA of Boeremia exigua, 4603 nucleotides long. RefSeq names its product ankyrin repeat-containing domain protein. Bases 153 to 4136 code for a protein of 1327 amino acids. The record is from RefSeq and is a predicted model, not a curated record. Gene Ontology annotation, molecular function: protein binding; catalytic activity. The transcript has 2 exons. Gene Ontology annotation, biological process: nucleoside metabolic process. NCBI's taxonomy places the organism in Eukaryota, Fungi, Ascomycota, Dothideomycetes, Pleosporales, Didymellaceae.